Molecule: messenger RNA, 1138 nt
Organism: Cynara cardunculus var. scolymus (artichoke)
Lineage: Eukaryota; Viridiplantae; Streptophyta; Magnoliopsida; Asterales; Asteraceae
Product: inositol-phosphate phosphatase
Exons: 12
Coding region: 82-894 (270 amino acids)
Biological process (GO): signal transduction; phosphatidylinositol phosphate biosynthetic process; inositol metabolic process
Molecular function (GO): inositol monophosphate 1-phosphatase activity
Source: RefSeq, a predicted model, not a curated record
AACUGCAUCACUCAUUCUCCACCCUUCCGGUGCCUGAUCGCCCACUCCUCCAUUUUCCACUCUUGCUUCGUCGAUCUGGACAUGGCGGAAAAAGAUUCAUUCAAUGAGUUCCUCACCGUCGCAGUUGAUGCAGCUAAGAAAGCUGGAGAGGUUAUUCGGAAAGGAUUUUACCAGACUAAGCAUGUGGAGCAUAAAGGAUCGGUGGAUUUGGUUACGGAAACUGACAAAGCUUGUGAAGAUCUCAUAUUUAACCAUCUAAAGCAGCAUUUCCCCAGCCACAAGUUCAUUGGAGAAGAAACCACUGCUGCCAAUGGUGUAACUCAGUUGACAGAUGAACCAACUUGGAUAGUUGAUCCUCUUGAUGGAACAACCAACUUUGUGCAUGGGUUCCCCUUUGUGUGUGUUUCUAUUGGUCUUACUAUUGGAAAGGUUCCAGCAGUUGGAGUCGUUUACAAUCCAAUCAUGGAUGAGCUUUUUACUGCUAUUGAUGGAAAAGGUGCUUUCCUUAAUGGAAAUCCCAUCAAAGUAUCUUCUCAAUCUGAACUGCUGACGUCCCUCCUUGCCACAGAGGCUGGAACCACACGCGAUAAGGCCACUCUGGAUGCCACUACAAAUAGAAUCAAUAGCUUACUUUACAAGGUGAGAUCAAUCCGUAUGGGAGGCUCUUGUGCCUUGGGGCUCUGUGGGAUUGCAUGUGGAAGGAUUGAUCUAUUUUAUGAGCUCGGAUUCGGUGGUCCUUGGGAUGUUGCGGCAGGGGCUGUGAUUGUUAAAGAAGCUGGUGGAGUCAUCUUUGAUCCAUCUGGCAAUGGUUUUGACAUCACUGCCCAGCGAAUAGCAGCUUCAAACCCACUGGUCAAAGAUGCAUUUGUUGAGGCAUUACAACAAUCAGCUUAAACAACUAUCUCGUGGGUCCAGAAGGCUCAACUUUAGCAGUUAAGUUCUUUUUGUUGCUUCUGAAAUGCAUCAAACUGAGAUUGUACCGACUCUGAUCAAUGGGUUCUUUAGAGUUGUCGUUAUAUGCCUUAGAAAUACUGAAUUAAUGAUUCUGCAACAUUUCUUGGGAAGUUGUAUUUGGACCAUAUUAUAUGAACUCAUGCUGCAUUCGUCAUGCAAAUAACAAGUUUCAGUUCUCUCAUCA